AUGACCCUGAAUUCUUACCUUUUCAAAGAUGAGAAAGAAGAAAAUUCCAAACCCAUUGGUCGUUACCCUAUUCCCUAUAAGAAGGACCUGCCCUUUGACAUCGUAGAGCUCAUGGAGGAGAUGGAAAGAAAGAUAGGAUUUUUACCAAAUGUAUUUAAAGUGUUGUCUUACCGGCCUUUGGAAUUCAGAGCUUUCUUUGCUUACUACAAUGCCAUCUAUAAUAAAGAAACAGGUCGGCUCAGCAAAGCUGACAAGGAACUCAUCAUCAUAGUGACCAGCCUGGGUGACAAGUGCCUAUACAGCGUUGUUGUCCACAGCGCCAUGUACAGGGUCUACUCAAAGAACCCAGGACUCUCUGACCAGGUCUGUAUAAACUGGAGAAAGUCUGACCUCCCUGCUCGAGAAAAAGCCAUGAUAGAGUUUGCACUUGCUGUUUCCCAAGCUGAUGACAUAACAGAUGACCAUUUCAAAAAGCUUGAAGUGCAUGGCUUCAGUAGAGAAGAUGCCUGGGACAUAGCUACCAUCACAGCUUUCUACGCUAUGGCCAACCGCCUUGUUCACUUUAUCGACAUCAUUCCUAACAAGGGGUACUAUUCACUGGGCAGAGACAAGGAUGCUAAACAGACAGAGAAGGAACUUACUGCUCCGAAAGGAUAA
This is a messenger RNA of Arvicola amphibius (Eurasian water vole), 657 nucleotides long. RefSeq lists its product as uncharacterized. NCBI's taxonomy places the organism in Eukaryota, Metazoa, Chordata, Mammalia, Rodentia, Cricetidae. The transcript is spliced from 4 exons. The record is from RefSeq and is a predicted model, not a curated record. The coding region runs from base 1 to 657 and encodes 218 amino acids.